AUGUCAAGUUUGCGCUCACGCCUGAAGGGCAUUCUUCGCAUUUCCAAACCGUCGUUGCAAAAGACCAACAAGUCGACAACCAGCCUAGACUUGGAUCCCAAUAAACUAUCGACAACAAAAGCCAAAUCGAAGAAGGAUGACCUCGAUUUCCUAGAGCUCGUGUCUGGGACUGAUCCAAUUGUCGACAUUGUCGCCAUCCAUGGCUUGGACGGCCACAGAGAACGUACUUGGACGGCAGAGAAUGGCACAUUGUGGCUCCGAGAUCUUCUCUCGGUCGACAUCCCCAAUGCUCGUAUCCUCGUGUAUGGCUACGACGCUGAUACUCGCAGCCAAGAGUGUGUCUCAACGCAGACGAUAUAUCAGCAUGCGGACAAGUUUGUCAAGUCUCUCAUACGGCAACGUAGUGAUACUCCACGUCGACCAAUCAUCUUCAUCGCGCACAGCUUGGGAGGCAUAGUACUCAAACAGGCUCUUGUCCUUUGCCACGUCCAGACUUUAAGCUCGACAAAUCAACUGCGGGAUAUAUUGGUGUCUACUCAUGCUGUCUUGUUCUUCGGAACACCUCAUUCCGGCGUCAAAGGUGUCGAGCUUCUCAAAACCAUGAACAGGCUAUUGUCAGUAUACUUGAAGACGACAGAGGCUAUCCUCCGGAACCUCAAAGAGAACUCCCCAGAGCUAGAAAAUAUACAAAACCUAUACACUUCGGCGAGCGAGGAGAUCCAGACCGUUCUGUUUUACGAAGUGUAUCCGACGCCGACCGUUGGCGGUAAAAGUCAAAUAAUUGUCCCGCAUCAUUCGGCAACGGUCGCUGGAGAUCGCCAUGCGACUAAGGAAGGACUGGCUGCUGAUCAUUGUGAGAUGGUCAAGUUCCCAGACACGAAACAUGUCAAUUAUGUUGCCGUUCUUUCGUACCUCAAACAGCAUAUUGAAGGGGCUAUCCCCGCGGUGAAAAAGAAAUGGUUGGCAGAGGACAAACACCGAGCUUUGACAAAUGGAGAGAGCUUGUCGCUACCUGAGGUUUUCUUGCCGAAGCCUCGUCUCGCAGUGUCAAGGAACUAUGUGGAUAGACCAAGCAUUCAAUCCCUCAUGACGCAAAUUUUGCUUCCAAGUGGUCGUGCACGGCAUCAACCACGGUGUAUACUGCAUGGAAUUGGAGGGGCUGGCAAAACUCAGCUCGCCACAAACUGGAUUCGGGAGCAUGAAGAUAGUUUCACUCGCGUGAUUACCAUCGACGCUUCCAGUCAAACUCAGCUGGAAAAAGAUUUGGAGCUGUCGAUUCGCUCUUUAGGCCCCGAGUAUGCCAAAAUGUCUUGGAAAGAUGCGGUUUCGUAUCUUGAUGGCAAAGAGAUAGGCUGGUUGCUCUUUCUUGACAAUGCCGACUCGCCAGAUCUCGAUCUUCGCCCAUACCUUCCUGCUUCCCCGCAUGGGACAGUUCUCAUCACUACGAGAAAUAGUGAAUGCGUCGGCUACGCUCUGGAUGGCGCAGUCUCUGUUCGUGGGCUUGAGGAAAGCGAGGCGGUCAAGCUCCUCCAUACAACCGCCGAUAUUACACCCACAUCCGACGGUGAAUCCCUCCGAAUUGUCAGGGAACUAGGAAUGCUGGCGCUCGCAAUUACCCAGGCAGGAGCGUAUAUUCGCAAGACGCGACGCCUUGAUACAUACCUCGACACGUUUCGCAGGCAUCGAGAUCAACUUCUGCGCAAGCGACCAGAGCUCGGGACGGAGUAUACAUCGUCGACGUAUACUGCAUUCGACCUGUCCUUUGACGACCUCCCCUCGAAGACGCAGGAGUUCCUGAAGCUCUGCGCGUUUCUUCAUCACUCACUCAUUCCUAUUUCGCUCUUUGAGCAGUCGACGUUGCAUGGUUUUGCCGCAUACGCCGCUCUGGACAGCUGCCCUCCACCAGAGAGUGACAAGACCUUCAUCUCCGACCUUGAGCGGAUAGUAGGCUCGACAUGGGAUGAGGCUGUGUUUCAGGAAAUCGUUGAUUCGGCUUCUCGUACGUCGUUCGUCGAUGUCUCGAGUGACGGAUUAUUCUACAGCGUGCACCCCCUCCUUCAGGUUUAUAUAAAAGACCGUCUUGAUGAAGAAGAACGCCGACACUACCUGAGUAUGACAAGACAACUCCUGCUUGGUGCAAUUCGGCCGGUGGACGGCAGUAAUGUGCUACAUUGGCAACUGCUUCCCCACGCCAAUAAUAUAUCUCACACCAUAAAGUCAGAAAGUGUGUCACAUGCGCUGGCAUUUCACAAACUGUACGAGUCCCUAGGUGACUGGAACUCGUGUCGAAAGCUGUUGGAACCUGCUGUUUCCCAACUACAACAGGCCGAAGGCAAAGGGCAUGAAAAUUUGAUAUGGAUUAUGGGCAACCUUGCUCAAGCAUUAAAUGGAUGUGGUUUACUUGGCGAGGCGGAAAGAAUGGAGCGAGAAGUCCUCACGCUGCGGCUUGACAUCCUCGGAGGACGCCAUCCAGACACCAUUGCGGCAAUGAACAACCUUGCAAACACCUUGCGUGACCGUGGUCAACUGGAUGAAGCAGAGAAGAUGCAGCGAGAAGUCCUCACGCUGCGGCUUGAUAUCCUCGGAGGACGCCAUCCAGACACCAUUGCGGCAAUGAACAACCUUGCAGCCACCUUGCGUGACCGUGGUCAACUGGAUGAAGCAGAGAAGAUGCAGCGAGAAGUACUUACGCUGCGGCUUGAUAUCCUCGGAGGACGCCAUCCAGACACCAUUGCGGCAAUGAACAACCUUGCAGCCACCUUGCGUGACCGUGGUCAACUGGAUGAAGCAGAGAAGAUGCAGCGAGAAGUACUCACGCUGUGGCUUGACAUCCUCGGAAGACGCCAUCCAGACACCAUCAUGGCAAUGAACAACCUUGCAAACACCUUGCGUGACCGUGGUCAACUGGAUGAAGCAGAGAAGAUGCAGCGAGAAGUCCUCACGCUGCUGCUUGACAUCCUCGGAGGACGCCAUCCAGACACCAUUGCGGCAAUGAACAACCUUGCAAACACCUUGGGUGACCGUGGUCAACUGGAUGAAGCAGAGAAGAUGCAGCGAGAAGUACUCACGCUGCAGCUUGAUAUCCUCGGAGGACGCCAUCCAGACACCAUUGCGGCGAUGAACAACCUUGCAAACACCUUGGGUGACCGUGGUCAACUGGAUGAAGCAGAGAAGAUGGAGCGAGAAGUCCUCACGCUGCGGCUUGAUAUCCUCGGAGGACGCCAUCCAGACACCAUUGCGGCAAUGAACAACCUUGCAGCCACCUUGGGUGACCGUGGUCAACUGGAUGAAGCAGAGAAGAUGCAGCGAGAAGUACUCACGCUGCGGCUUGAUAUCCUCGGAGGACGCCAUCCAGACACCAUCAGAGCAAUGAACAACCUUGCAGCCACCUUGGGUGACCGUGGUCAACUGGAUGAAGCAGAGAAGAUGCAGCGAGAAGUCCUCACGCUGCGGCUUGAUAUCCUCGGAGGACGCCAUCCAGACACCAUUGCGGCAAUGAACAACCUUGCAAACACCUUGAGUGACCAUGGUCGACUGGAUGAAGCAGAGAAGAUGCAGCGAGAAGUACUCACGCUGCGGCUUGAUAUCCUCGGAGGACGCCAUCCAGACACCAUCAGCGCAAUGAACAACCUUGAAAUCACUUUGCGUGAUCGUGGUCAACUCGAGGAAGUGGAGAAAAUGCACCAAGAUAUGCUCGCCCUGCAGCUUGAGACUCGAGGGCAAUCGGCAGCAGCUUGA
Molecule: messenger RNA, 3738 nt
Organism: Serendipita indica DSM 11827
Lineage: Eukaryota; Fungi; Basidiomycota; Agaricomycetes; Sebacinales; Serendipitaceae
Source: the annotation of a GenBank genome assembly